GCUUUUCUUCCUUGACAUCUUCCAUCUUCCCGGGGCUUCAGUUUCAACACGUCAAGGGAAAUAACUGGAAUUGUCGCAAAAGAGAAAAAGGUCAGCAACCAAGUUAAUAGUAGUUCCAUCAACAAGCGAAGCGCGGGCACCCCCUCCACACAUAAGACAAAUAAGAUCACUCAGCUUGACUUGGCCCAAAGAUAGUUUUUCUACCCCAAUGGGCACCAAAAAUCAUUCUAUCAAAGAAGUGGAUCAAAUACUCACAGCACCUGGAAGUCUUCUCGAGAUUGAAACUCGCGUAGUUGAUGGCCGGAUCUCGAAGGUGUGGAAGAAUCUCUGGCCCUCGAUAAGAGUGUUCUUCUUGCAGUCGAUGAAAAAACAUGCCGACAAGACAUAUGUAGUGUUUGAGGAAGAACGGUACACCUUCCAGGAGAUACUCGAUAAGGCAGUGAAGUGCGCUGCCAUCUUUAGAGAUGUUUACAAAGUCAAAAAGGGUGCGUCAACUAAGCAACUGUGGAGUCGCACCCAGAUUCAUUUCAUAUGCAGUUUUCUUACUCGUAUGCAUGAUAGGUGGCUACCACUUGGGCCGCUUCAACACUGCAUCACGCUCACAAAGUGCUCGUUGAUAAUCCUAGACCCCGAGCGAGCUGAUAGGAUCGAACCGAUUGCCGCCGAUCUUAAGCACAGCUCAGGCACGUCAGGAUACUUCGUUAUUCAAGACCAUGAGGGCAAAGGGGUUUGGGAGGGCAUGGACACCUGGAGUACAACGUUUUCCCAGUACGACAAAGACCCUAACGGAAUACUGCAAGACGAUCCCCAAAUGUCGCCUGACGAUGAUGCGAUGAUCAUCUUUACGUCGGGAACCACUGGCCUUCCGAAGGGUGCACUAAGCACGCAGCGCGCACUUCUGAGCACCCUUUUCAGUAGAGCUGCUAUGGUUGCAAGAGACCUCAUUCGACGAGGCACGCCUUACCCGCCUCCGCAGCCUGCUUCGGGUCCGCAGAAGAGUAUCUUGCUUCCAACACCUCUGUUCCAUGUCACCGGAAUGAGGAUGAGCUUUACCGGCACUUCUCAGGGAUCUAAGCUAGUUUUAAUGCGUAAAUGGAACGUAGAAGAAGGUAACGAAUGUUUGCUUAGAUUGUGCAGAGCAGAGGGUGUAACCUCUUUGGGCGGUGUACCCUCAACCAUAAGCGAUCUUACCGACAGCCCCUUAUCCGGGUUCCCUAUAGAAAGUAUCACAUUCGGAGAUCGAAAAAAAGCAUUUCCCCAUGCGGUAUUUGGACAGGCGUAUGGUCUCACUGAGACCAACGCUGCCUCGGUAGGAGUCGUUGGACCCAAUUAUACCGCAAAGCUGGAUAGCUGCGGGUUCAUUCUCCCUCCAAAUGACAUUCUGAUCAUGAAAAAUGAUGUCAAGGCAGCCCCGAGAGAGCUGGGAGAAAUAUGGCUCCGUGGUCCGAACGUGAUGAAAGAGUACUUUGGAGAUCAAGGUUUGUUCCAUGUCGGUUGUUCAAUUUCAUGGAGCACACUGGCUUAUUGCGUUGUCGCAGCUGCUACCGACAAGGUUCUUACAAAGGAUGGGUGGUUCAAGACUGGUGACCUAGGUUGCAUUGACGAAGAAGGUUACGUCUACAUAAAAGACAGGAUCAAGGACAUCAUUAUCCGUGGCGGAGAGAACGUCGACUCCACUUCCGUCGAGAAUGCAUUAUACACUGAGCCGGGCGUACUGGAAGCAGCAGCGGUAGGCGUACCCGACGAACGGCUGGGAGAAUUGGUGACCGCGCUGGUUACCAUCAAGCCUGGAUAUCAUGGAAGAGUCAACGAGAAGAAACUUUUGGCGAUCGCAGAAAAGCUGUUACCCAAGUUUGCUGUUCCGGUGAUGAUCGUUUUGCACGAUGGGGAGUUUGACCAUACGCCCUCUGGCAAGCCAGUCAAGCCGCACCUGCGACAGAUAGUGAAAAGGGAGUGGGAGCGGAGAACGAGGCAAGCAAGGGGUUUUGAUGGGGAAAAGUCCAAACUAUAGGAUAGGGUAAUACCCGUAAUAGGUCGACACUCUGGAUUCAGUGAUAGGUCGAAAUGACACUCUUUGCUACCUUCGAACCGUAGUAUCAUAGGGUCUAAGAGACGCAGUGCUGAUCAUGAUCGGCAGCAUGAAGCAACAAUUGGUCCGGUACGUAUACAUUCACGGCUUUUCUACCGAGCCCGGACUCCAAUUUAAAACAAUGGGCGUAUCCAAC
Desarmillaria tabescens is the source of this 2225-nucleotide messenger RNA. RefSeq lists its product as uncharacterized. The record is from RefSeq and is a predicted model, not a curated record. Gene Ontology annotation, molecular function: CoA-ligase activity. Bases 209 to 2011 code for a protein of 600 amino acids. The transcript is spliced from 20 exons. Gene Ontology annotation, biological process: secondary metabolic process. NCBI's taxonomy places the organism in Eukaryota, Fungi, Basidiomycota, Agaricomycetes, Agaricales, Physalacriaceae.